This is a messenger RNA of Gastrolobium bilobum, 1101 nucleotides long. RefSeq lists its product as uncharacterized. Lineage: Eukaryota; Viridiplantae; Streptophyta; Magnoliopsida; Fabales; Fabaceae. The transcript is spliced from 5 exons. Gene Ontology annotation, biological process: proteolysis. The record is from RefSeq and is a predicted model, not a curated record. Gene Ontology annotation, cellular component: cytosol. Bases 194 to 859 code for a protein of 221 amino acids. Gene Ontology annotation, molecular function: pyroglutamyl-peptidase activity.
UGAAGAUGACACUGACGCCUUCACCCACCUGAACGGGUUUUAUUUGGUUCUCUCUUUCUUCCAAAUCUAAUCGGAAUCUUCGCCAGUUGAUUAACUGCUCAAUGUGUCAUCUCUAAGAUUGAAGAUUACUGUAUUUGGAAAGUAGUUUUGAGGGUGAAGUUCUAAUUAUUACCGGCUUUACUAUCAUUGGCAAAUGGGGUCUGAAGGUCCUUCAACACCAAUAACUACAGUUCAUGUUACUGGAUUCAAGAAAUUCCAUGGAGUUUCAGAGAAUCCAACAGAAACAACUGUCAAUAAUUUGACAGAGUACAUGAAGAAGAAGGGUUUGCCAAAAGGUUUAAUUAUUGGGAGCUGUAGCAUUCUUGAUACUGCUGGUCAAGGAGCACUUGUUCCACUGUACCAGAGAUUACAAACUGCCAUUAGUUCCAAGGAUUCUGAAUCUUCAAAUUCCAAUAAAAUUAUUUGGCUGCAUUUUGGGGUUAACAGUGGUGCAACAAGGUUUGCUAUAGAGAAACAAGCUGCCAAUGAGGCAAAUUUCCGUUGCCCUGAUGAAAUGGGAUGGAAGCCUCAGAAAGUCCCCAUUGUUCCUUCAGAUGGUGGAAUUUCACGAACACGUGAGACUUCAUUUCCAGUUGUGGAGAUCACCCAAGCCUUGGCAAAGAAGGGAUAUGAUGUUAUGAUGUCAGAUGAUGCAGGCAGGUUUGUGUGCAAUUACGUGUACUAUCAUUCCCUUCGUUUUGCUGAGCAGAAUGGGAUCAAAUCCCUUUUCGUGCACGUGCCACUCUUCAUGACAAUAAAUGAAGAGACUCAAAUGCAAUUUGCUGCGUCCUUGUUAGAGGUACUUGCCUCUAUAUGUUAGUAUCAUCCACUCAGACCCUCAAAAUUGGGAGCUCUAUUAAUUGCUCUGGUGUUGGCAUGCUUAUGAAAGUGAAUGAAUGUACCUUGAAUGAAAUAUUUAUAAUAAAAAUGUUGUAUUUAAAUGGAAACGGUUUGAAGAAAAUGGCAUUUGCAGCAGUGGCACUUGCUUGCAUUGGUAAAUGUUUCUCGUUAAAGGUUCCAGCACAUUGUGAAGACAAUUUGACAUCUUCAGUGUGUACCUUG